UGAAGCAACUUAUGUACUGUAACUCCUUUCUCUUUCAGUUUGAUGGAAAAACCCAAACAUCAAAUUUUUCUAAUAACAAAACACACGUUUGACCAAAAUAAAAUUCAACAAACAUAGCAAUUUCUUCUUUUCUGUUUCAACUUUCCAAAAAAGGUGUCACUUUAUGUAUUCAAAUUGGCAACAGACACCUCCCUUUUGAAAUUCCUCAACAAACCAAAGUCUUGGUCAGUGAGGAAAGAUAAAAAGUCUGAUAGGAAAGUGAGAUAGAGAAGUACACUGUUUGCUUCUGGUCAUCUUGUGACACAAAGUUCUGCCUGUGGAGACGACACAACAAUGACUGAAUUUGACAAGGAAGACUUCAGUUCCAUUUAUGAAGAACUCAACUUUACCUACAACUACACACAGUUCAUCCUGGACCAGGACACCAUACCCUGCAAUUCUUUUACCUUUCCUGAUGCUGUCUUGAUCACUGUUUGCGUGUUCUACGUCCUCAUCUUUUUGCUGGCGAUUCCUGGAAACCUGGUGGUGGGGGUGGUCAUUGGCAUCAACAAGCAGACGAUGCCUCCCUCUGAUCUCUACCUCCUCAACCUGGCGGUUGCAGACAUCUUCCUGGCCCUCACGCUGCCGUUCUGGGCCACCUCUCUCACAGUGGGCUGGGUGUUUGGGGACGCCCUGUGCAAGAUCGUCACCGUCCUGCAGGAGCUGAGCUUUUACUCCAGCAUCCUCUUUCUGACGUGCAUCAGCGUGGACCGUUACUUGGUGAUCGUGCGAGCCUUGGAGGUCCGCAAGGCCAACCGUCAGAUUGUCAGCUGGGGGGUUUGCGCCGCUGUCUGGACCGUUGGGGCUCUUCUGUCUCUGCCAGGGUUGCUCAGCUCGUUGUCACCCUCGAAAAAUGGCACUCAGAUGGAGUGUACCGAGCAUUACGAUCCCCAGAGCGCAGAUGAAUGGCGGCUGGCCACCAGAGUUCUGCGCCACACUUUGGGGUUCCUUCUCCCACUGGCCAUCAUGAUGUCCUGUUAUGGAAUUACCAUCCACCGCCUCUUCCACAUCCGCGGGGAGUUUCAGCGUCAGCGGGCCAUGAGAGUGAUCAUAUUCAUUGUCGCCGCUUUCCUGCUUUGCUGGACGCCGCACCACGUCACGGUGAUGACCGACACGUUUUUCAGGGCAAAGAUUGUUCCCUACACGUGCCCGGAGAGGAGGGCAGUGGACCAGGCCAUGUUCGGCACUCAGAGUCUGGGACUGCUUCACAGCUGCAUCAACCCUGUGCUGUACGCAUUUGUGGGCAAGAAAUUCCGUAAGAGGCUGGUGCAGGUGAUGAGGAAGAUGGGCCUUAUGGAGAGAGGAACAGCCAACAGAAACAUCAGGUCUUCCCUGUCAUCAGAAAUCACAUCUACAGUCAUGUAAAGUUUUCUUUACCACAAGAAUAUCUUAAAAACACAAUGUCAGUGGAGUGAGUCUUUGUUAAAUGGUAAAACAUGUUACUCCUGUCCUUGUGCUGGGCAACAUGGAAAAAAUGUAGAUUAUGAUAUAAAUUGUUUUAUAUCACAAUAAUAAUCUAUUAUACAAUACCAAUAUUAAGUAUAUUUUCAGCUAUUCGCUGAAAAAAAAUGACAAAAACUUACUUUUCUCUGACUUUAUUUUUUUCAAGUAACAUGUAAUUAAAUCAGUACAAAUGAGAACCAUUUUUUGAAAGUGCACAUUUUCAAGCUUCUUAGAAGGAAAACACAUUUUUGCACAAAAGUUUAGCAAUAAAAAUAAACAAAUAAAAAUGAUAGAAAAUAAAUGGCACAAUAGAGAUUUGUCUAUCAUCCACACAAUAUGUAAUUUCAUAUUGCCCAGCACUAUCCUGUCAUGGUUCUUGUUAAAUAUUUUAAGCUGUGUCUCAAACUUUUUGUAAAUAUUUUUUAAUCUUAUUUUUGCCUGAUGGAAUAUUAUUCUAUAUUUGUGAGCUAAACUAUUUGUACAUUUUCAGUGUUAACAUUUUUGAAAAUCUAUGGUCUUCUCAUUUUGUAAAUACCAAACAUCUCAGAGUCACUUGACUGAAAAUAAAUAUUGUUUUUCUUUCAAAAAGUUUUUUGUCUUUCAGGUUAUUAGAGGAAACAAAAUGGAGAAGUUGUAAUCACUUGAAAACCCAAAUGUCAUAAAUUUUAGGUCAAAAAGGCAACAUUUCCCCUUGUUAUGAAGCAAGCCAGUCGUGUUUAGAAAUGUUGAACAACUCGUUGAACUUUUCUUUUCGUCUCAAUGUUUCUCACCACAAGAUAUAAUAGAAAAUUGUUCUGAUAAUGCUAGGGUAGUUCAUUUUCACCAAUGCAAUAAAUGGAUAAGAUAAGUCCAGAUUAUCAAUCUUUUUUUAAUUUUUUUUUAAUUUUAAUGUUUGUUACCAUCAUUCCACUCAGCUGCAGCUCUUCG
Messenger RNA from Oryzias melastigma (Indian medaka), 2409 nucleotides. Its product is annotated as C-X-C chemokine receptor type 2. Gene Ontology annotation, cellular component: membrane. Gene Ontology annotation, molecular function: C-X-C chemokine receptor activity. The transcript is spliced from 2 exons. Gene Ontology annotation, biological process: G protein-coupled receptor signaling pathway; immune response; neutrophil chemotaxis. NCBI's taxonomy places the organism in Eukaryota, Metazoa, Chordata, Actinopteri, Beloniformes, Adrianichthyidae. The coding region runs from base 334 to 1404 and encodes 356 amino acids. The record is from RefSeq and is a predicted model, not a curated record.